UCAUCUGAAGGGGGCGGAACUUACCAACAUUUGUUAUGGAAGAUGUCAUUCGUUAGAAGAGCAAUGAUAUCUGCGUCAAAGUCAAAAUUAUUGAGCCUGGCCAGGGCAUCUACUCUUCUGAACAACCCCGGUGUGACCCAGCAGUUAUACCGGCUGCCCCCACACCCCACAGCGGGGCUCCAGCGCUUCAGUAGCACCUCCGCCCAGGAGAAGCCAGCGGUGUCAGGUCCAUCUGAAGAUAAAGUACACCUCACUGAGUCAUGUGUGAAGAGACUUGGGGAGAUCAUGGAGAAGGGCGAGUACCUGAGAAUACAUGUGGAGGGAGGAGGCUGCUCUGGGUUCCAGUACAAGUUUACUGUUGAUGGUAACAGGAAUGAGGAUGACAUAGUGUUUGAGCAGGGAGGAGUGGGCAUUAUCGUGGACCAGGACAGCCUGGAGUUUGUCAAAGGAGCCACAGUGGACUUCACCCAGGAGCUGAUCCGCUCCACCUUCCUAGUGCUGAAGAAUCCUCAAGCUGAUCAUGGCUGCUCCUGUGGCAGCUCAUUCUCUGUCAAACUAUGAAGCUGCUUCCCUGUUUCAUCCGUUAAUAAUAACAAUAAUAAUAAUAAUAAUAACAAUAAUAAUAAUAAUAAUACUUGAUACACUGAUUUACCAAUUUAUCAGGUACACAUGUACAAAAUACAGUAAAAUAUUAGAAACAUUUCAGCCUUCUAUAUUAUAUCUGAUUACCAUAGGGAUGAAUAAACACCUGUCUGAAACAAUGUCAACAAAAACUGAAAAUUAUAGGCUUCACAAAAGUACAAUUUAUUAUAGUGCUAUCAUAUUGGAUUGUCUUUAACAGUAAACGUGUACCUAAUAAACCGUAAACUCAGGGUAUUAUGUGAUAUUGAGCUAUCUGAUAUUUUGAGUUCCUAUUUCAGUUUGCUAAUAGCUACAUCUUGUGUCAACAGUGAAACUGGUAGAUAGUCUUGCACUUUUGAGUGUGAAAUGACAUGAAGUGAAUGAAGGGCAGAGGUGGUGAUUAAUCAUUGAAGACAGCUAAAGUCAGUAACGCUCAUUGACAGCAGAGUUCAUUAUAUUCAGCUGCGAUUUGUGUUGGACUAUUCGGUGCUUAGAUUUGUCUUUGUAUGUAAAAUAUGUAUAUAGGCCAUAUCUAUGAAUAUAAAGAGCUAAGGUAUGUUAAGGUUCGUUUCUUCUUAAAUAAAAUUGAGUGAAUAUCAGAUA
Seriola dumerili (greater amberjack) is the source of this 1224-nucleotide messenger RNA. It is a transcript of the gene isca2, whose product is annotated as iron-sulfur cluster assembly 2. The record is from RefSeq and is a predicted model, not a curated record. The transcript has 4 exons. Lineage: Eukaryota; Metazoa; Chordata; Actinopteri; Carangiformes; Carangidae. Gene Ontology annotation, biological process: iron-sulfur cluster assembly. Gene Ontology annotation, cellular component: mitochondrion. Gene Ontology annotation, molecular function: iron ion binding; 4 iron, 4 sulfur cluster binding; 2 iron, 2 sulfur cluster binding. The coding region runs from base 43 to 561 and encodes 172 amino acids.